AUAUAUAUAUAUAUAUAUAUAUAUAUGUAAAAUUUAGAAUAAUAUAUAUCGCAAAUGUCAUUUAGAAGAGCAUCACAUGCUGGUUCUUGGUAUUCAGAUUCAGGUGAUCAAUUAAACAAGCAGCUUGAACAAUGGUUAUCCGAAGUAAAUGUGAAAUCUACACCAGCUAGAGCCUUGAUAUCACCUCAUGCUGGAUAUGCUUAUUGUGGGGCAUGUGCUGCUUAUGCAUACAAACAAAUAAAUCCUAUGACAAUUAAACGGAUAUUUAUAUUGGGACCAUCUCAUCAUGUAGCUUUACCAGGUUGUGCAGUUACACAAACAACUUCAUAUGAAACUCCUUUGUACAAUUUAAAAAUUGAUAAUUUAAUAAACAAUGAACUCCUGGGGACUGGAAAAUUUGACAUUAUGAGUAAAGAAACUGAUGAAAAUGAACAUAGCAUAGAAAUGCAGUUACCUUUUAUUGCUAAAGUAAUGGAAAGUAAUAAAGAUAAUUUCACGGUGGUACCUAUUUUAGUUGGCAGUACAAGUCAUGAACAAGAGCGGUUGUAUGGCGUUAUUUUUAGCAAGUAUUUAAAGAACCCUGAAAACUUGUUUGUCAUCUCUUCAGAUUUUUGUCAUUGGGGAAAACGUUUUCGCUUCACACCUUAUGAUAAAUCCAAAGGAGAAAUUUAUGAAUCUAUAGAAGAUCUAGACAAAAUGGGCAUGAAAUAUAUUGAGCAGCUAGACACUAAUUCUUUCUAUAAAUAUCUUGAAAAGUUUUCUAAUACUAUCUGUGGAAGACAUCCUAUUGGAAUUUUACUAAAUGCUGUGAACGAAGUGCGAUCGGCUGAUGCUUCUUUUAAAUUUCAUUAUUAUUCCCAGAGCAGCAAAUGUCGACGUUUUGAAGAUUCGUCUGUUAGUUACGCUGCCGGAACUUUAACUCAACUCUGAUUUUAUGAAUAUAAAACUACAUACCUAUCAUAA
Molecule: messenger RNA, 963 nt
Organism: Hydra vulgaris (swiftwater hydra)
Lineage: Eukaryota; Metazoa; Cnidaria; Hydrozoa; Anthoathecata; Hydridae
Product: protein MEMO1
Source: RefSeq, a predicted model, not a curated record